CAUGAACAGGUAGCUAUCUACAAGGAAAGAUUAACAACGCCUUUAAUGGCAUCAAACAUGGAAUGGUGUAUGUUGUUUGUUUGGUUAUGUCUGGGAUUUUGUGCAAGUCAAGAUACUUCACCGAUGACUGAAACUGCUCCCACCCCAGAAAUGUCUCCACCCGACCUACUGCCCCUCAUCGUUCCAACGGUGGUUACGGUUCUGUGUACAAUCAUCAUUAUCGUUGUUAUUAUCCUCUACCUCCGUUUUUGUCAUCAGACAGGGGGAGACAAAGUCUCAGAUGCGGAAACAGGCAAAAAGACAGACAAAAAGACAGACAAGCCCAGCAGUAGGUUUGAGAUGGCACUACUUAGCACUGCUUCCACAGACAGAGAGGCAGAGUCCGUCCUGAAUGGAGCUAAAGAACAACUGAGAGAGAUUAAAAGUCUUGAGAAAAACCUUGCACUUUCCGUAAAAGAAUUCAAGAGCCUGAUGUGGCAUGCAAGCUCAGUUUUAAAGCUAAUAGACGAGGGAAUAGAUGAAGAAAAUGAACCUAAAAACCUGAAAGAUGAACUUUUUGAAGAAGUCAACAAGAGAGUGGCUAAGGAUCCCAAAGACAAACCAGACGAAGAAGAAGACGAGUCAAAGGUCAGGAGAAUCGAAAGUGUUAGGGAGAAACAAAACAGACUUUUUACAGAAACAAUCAAAGUUCUGAAUGAAGGCAAAAAACACAUCAAGGAAGCAAAUCAGAAAGACAUAGAAAUCAGAAACUUCACAAAAGAUGGAAAGAAAGCUUUAUCCCAAGUGAAGGACCGUGUUCGCGAAAUGAGGAAGUCAUCAGGUGCGGAUAAAAAGAAGGACGGGAAACAUGGGAAAUUCGGAACGGGAGAGGAGAAGAAACCUUUACUGGACCAAAAGAAAUGAUAGGAAGAAAUGGAGAUUUCUACACCAGCUUCUAUUGUUGUGUUCCGUGCUAGUACUGUCAUCGAAUACAUAAAUCAUACAUGUACAACAAUGUAGAUGAUUUCAGUUCUUAAGUCUACAUAUAUGCUGUAAAUUUAUAUAUCUUAUUUCCAUCUCACAGUUCAGUAGUACAUUUUAGCUGAGGUAAACCCAAGGCGAAUUUCUCGAAUACUAGUAGGCUUAAAAAAUGGGCAUUUAAAUAGGAAGGCUUUUGUAUGAGACAGAGUAACUGUUAAUAACAUUUUAUUUAGAUAAAGCACAGUCAGUAAAGAAAUGGUGAAUAUUGAAUUGUCUGACUCUAACAUUUUAAUUUUUUUUUUUUAAUGCAAAACUUUUUUUUUCCAAAUCUGUAACAUUCCACAGAAACAUUGAAAUACUUCAUUUGCCUUGUUUUUCCUCCGACUCCCGCUAUUCAGUAAAUUCAGUAUAUGGAAAACGAAACUAAUUAGAAAUCAAAAUAAGGUAGAAUUUAAUAACGGCUUCGCUCAGAUAUUUUAAUUAAAUAAAGGUUUCGAAAAAGAGCAAAUUGAAGAUACUCUUCGACGAACAAUUAAAAAUAAAAAACCACACAGGAUGAUAUAUCACCUAGCGGUUAUUUGAUGUAAUAUGCGUUUUACCACAAAAUAAAACAAUAUAAUAACUUUUUAAAACAUUCUUACGUUUCUAAGAGUAUAUUUUAGAUAAAUACGUGUUAUUUUUGUAAUAUAUUUAUUGUGUACAUGUCGUAUUAUCAUAUGCUUUUUCUAUGUAUCAUUGCACAGCAUGUGUCUAGCAGAAACUGCACUAUUCAUCAUUCCAUGAUGUAAUAUUGAAAGGACCAUACAUGUAACUGUGCGCAUUUAUAUCAAGUUUGAAGGUAGCGUCUUCCAAAAUCGCAAUAUCUUGAUUGCAAUCAAAUGUAUUAAAUGGGUUGUAUUUUUAAAGCUUUCUGAAAUGAUUGCUUUACAUGGUUCUUGUUUAAUUUUUCAUUUUUUAUGCCAUUAUUUAAUAGUGUAUUAAUUUAAUAAAGGAUUUUACUGUU
Messenger RNA from Saccostrea echinata, 1963 nucleotides. RefSeq lists its product as uncharacterized. The transcript has 15 exons. Lineage: Eukaryota; Metazoa; Mollusca; Bivalvia; Ostreida; Ostreidae. The record is from RefSeq and is a predicted model, not a curated record. Bases 46 to 903 code for a protein of 285 amino acids.